Messenger RNA from Emiliania huxleyi CCMP1516, 654 nucleotides. RefSeq lists its product as hypothetical. The transcript has 4 exons. Lineage: Eukaryota; Haptophyta; Isochrysidales; Noelaerhabdaceae. Gene Ontology annotation, molecular function: S-adenosylmethionine-dependent methyltransferase activity. The record is from RefSeq and is a predicted model, not a curated record. Bases 1 to 654 code for a protein of 217 amino acids.
AUGGAUGACAACGCAUUGGAGGCGGCCGCCACCCGUUCCUUCCGCGCCAAGCACGAGGCGCUGACGCGGCUGCUCGCACCCACGUGCGGCCGCGUGCACGCCUUCGAUCGCUCCGCCGGCGCGCUCGCCGUGGCUCGCGCCGCCUCAGCUGCCGCCGCGCACAUCAGCUUUGACGAGGCGGACGCUCGCUGCUUGCCGCUGCCAGACGGGUCGGUGGACGUGGCGCUGGCCGGCUGGGCGCUGAGCUACCUGAAGAGCGAGCACGAGGUCUGGCACGCCGACGGCUCCUACGGCGGCGCGUGGCGCGAGGAGGCCUCGCCCCGCCGAGAUGGCUCGCACCUGUACGCCCACUAUACCGCGCGCGGUUUCUCGCAGCGGGUCGUGCGCACCGACUACCGUUUCGAGAGCCGCCGCGCCGCGCUCGCAACCCUCGGCUUCUUCUUCGGCAAAGGCGUGGCGCGCCGCGCAGAGGCGUCGCCUUUCGCCGAGAGACGAGCCGAGAGAUGGCUCAGCGCGGUGCGGCGAGUUAAUCUGCGCGUGACGCGACUACUACAGGCGCUGCUCGCAGACGUCGCCGACGACGGCGAGGCUUGCUUCGUGCCCGAGUGUACCGGCGUGUGGUGGCGGGUGAAACACUGUGAAACAACGCAAUAA